Messenger RNA from Oryctolagus cuniculus (rabbit), 3145 nucleotides. It is a transcript of the gene CYLC2, whose product is annotated as cylicin 2. The record is from RefSeq and is a predicted model, not a curated record. Gene Ontology annotation, cellular component: nucleus. Lineage: Eukaryota; Metazoa; Chordata; Mammalia; Lagomorpha; Leporidae. Gene Ontology annotation, molecular function: structural constituent of cytoskeleton.
GUCACUUCUCAACAUCACUAAUUGGAAUUUAUAGUACUUAAGUCUUGGCAACUCUUAGGUGGGGGAAAUGUCUGUACCAAGAUUCCAAAAAAUAAACUUCGGGACAUAUGAUAAUUAUAUUCCAGUCAGUGAAUUAAGCAAAAAAUCAUGGAAUCAGCAACACUUCUCCCUGGCAUUUCCCAAACCACAGCGACCAGGAACAAAAAGAAGAUCAAAACCUUCCCAACUACGAGACAACACAGCUCCUGUAAUUGAUGAAGAAAAAUUAAGAAGUCGUAAACAACCAUUAUGGAUGCACCGUUCUUUAAUGAGAAUUUCUGAAAGACCAUCUGAUUAUUUAGCUGCUCGGAGGAAGCCUCCACCCAAACCAACUCCUUCCCCAAAGGGUGCUGGGGAAAAACCUUCAUCCCCAGAAGUAGGUAAGAAAGAAAAAGAUGACAAGAAAGCACAGAAGGAAAAAUCAGAUUCAGAACCAGAAUUAAAAGGUAAGCCAGAUGCAAAGAAAGACAAAGGUGCAGCUAAAGAUGAAACAGGAGCUACAAAAAAAGAUAAAAAAGGCUCAAAGAAGGACAAGGGUUCAGUCACAGAGUCUGGAGAAGAAAAAUCAGAUUCAAAGAAAGGUAAAAAGCAAUCAAAGAAAGGCAAAGAUUCGGCCACAGAGUCUGAAGGGGAAAAGCCAGAUUCAAAGAAAGAUGAUAAAAAAGGUAAAAAAGACUCAAAGAAAGGCAAGGAUUCAGCCACAGAAUCUGAAGGGGAAAAGCCAGGUUCAAAGAAAGAUGAUAAAAAAGGUAAAAAAGACUCAAAGAAGGGCAAGGAUUCAGCCACAGAAUCAGAAGGGGAAAAGCCAGAUGCAAAGAAAGAUGACAAAAAAAGUAAAAAGGAGCCCAAGAAAGGCAAGGAUUCAGCCACAGAGUCUGAAGAUGAAAAAGGAGGUCUAAAGAGAGAUGCCAAAAAAAGUAAAAAAGAGACCAAGAAGGGCAAAGACGCGCCUACAGAUUCAGAAGCUGAAAAGCCUGGUGAAAAGAAAGAUAAGGAAUCAAAGAAAGGUGAUGAAGCAAAGGACGCCAAGAAAGACGCAAAGAAAGAUACAAAGAAGAAAGACAGUAAAAAGGACAAGAAGGAUGAAAAGAAGCCUGGAGAGGCAGAGGGCGAACCAAAGGAUGACAAGAAAGGGGCAAAGAAAGAUGCUGGAGACGCAAAGAAGGAUGCAAAGAAGGGGGGGAAGAAAGAUACCAAGAAACCCAAAUAGGUCUUAUAAAUAAGGAUGCAAACUGAAGGAACAAUUCAAAAUCAUAAUCAACAAUAGAGUUUAGCGUUUGAAUCCAAAAGCAACAGUGAAAAAAGAAGGUUCAAGAAAUCAGUCAAAUCAUUUUUAAAGGACAACAAAGAAGAAGAAUACAAGGAGGACUCAGGACAAGAUAUAUAAAACAUGAGAAAGAUGUUAAGAUAUAUUAAGGGAAUUCAUUGAAGACUUUAAAGGCACUUAGGCUACCUUUGGGGAUAUGAAAUAUGUAACAAAAAUUCCUAGAAAGGAUAAACUAAGACUAAUCAAGCAAUGGUGUAGAAAAUAAUGACACCGACUCUCUGGAUGCAAAAAUAUUUAAAAAAAUCAAUAUAAGAUUUUUCAGAAAAUAUCUGAGAAGGGAUAAACUGUAUCUAUGAAAUUCAAACAAAAUCUCAAGCUGCAUCCUUAUGUUUCAAUUAAGAACUAGAGGUGUCACAAAAAGAAAUCAAAUAAUUUUCAGAAAAUUGCUUUGAAGUAAAUAUGAAUUAAACUUUCCUCAUCAAACUAAAAUGCCAUUACUACCUUGUGAGUCAAUACCUUCAUCCCUGAAAUUUAAACAAUCCUAUGUUCACAGUUUUUGAAUAUUCUACCUGCAAGACAAAUGAAAACACUUGAGAUAUUUGAAGAAGAUGGAAAUCUCAAUAAAUAAAUGAAGUUUUUAAAAAAUGUCAACGAAAAGUUUAAGGAAAGUACAGUUAUUUAUCAUACAAACAAAUUAUGGUAAUAUGAUGUUAUGUUAUAUAAUCAUUAUAACAAUCAUCAAAAGUCCAUACUUCUUCACUCAUUUCCAAAUUCAUGUAGACAAUAGUAGCCAAAUUCUUUUCUUGUGCAAAUUACCAAUAGAUCAAACUUAAAUGAUACUUAUGAAGGAACAUUUUUGCUAAAUUGAUAAAUAUUAAAGUAACCCAAAAUAACCAGAAUAUCACAGAGUAUAAAAGAAUAUCUACAUAGUAUUAUUUAGAUAUGGAAAUCUUUAGCUUCAAAUUUUUAUAACUCAAUAUAUUGAAGUCUGUUUUGAUACACAAGUCAAUAAUGUGAAGAAAAAUAAAACACAAUAGAAAGUAAAAUAAAACAUCAUUAAACUUCCCACCUAGUGGCAAUUCAUUCACUUCUAACUUAAAACAUUCUCUGUAAGAUAAACUCAACAUUAUUCCAGAAAUUACUAAUUUUCCUUCAACUUUAUCAUUUCCAGUAUAAACUCUGGAUUCAAGAUAAAGAUCGCUGGCACUAAAGAAAGAAGCCUCUAUUCCACAUAUUAUUAAAAGAAUGUAUAUAGUUAGGUGUAGUGGCUUUGACUGAUUAUUGAGCAUUGGCUCCUUUGCUUUGUGCAUAAACAACCAAGGAUCAGUGACUGUGAAACCACCUGUUUUAUCUUGAUCAGUUAUACCAGCAGAGUGUCAAAACCUGCCUCUGUUUUCUCUCUCACCUCUGGUUACUACCUUGUUCUCCCACUUACUUAUGGGAAAAACUGUAUAUGCAGUUCUUAAAAAAAAGUUUUCUUAAAACGUUGAUAUCUUUCUGAGGAUUUAGAGAACACUAAAAGUAUUCUUUUUCCUCUAUAAAGGACCAAUAAAAAUUUAUUUUUGGGACUAAAAAAUUAGAUUUUAGAAUGUAUAUUAAGAGAACAAUUGAGUUUCUACUUUUAUUUUUCUAGUGAAAUGACCUAUGGUCACCAAGAGUAUUCUUGUGGUCAUAUGCAAUGGUAGUAUUGUGUGUGUGUGUGUGUAUACCCCAGUUCUUCUGUUCAAUAUAUAUAAUUUUUCUCAGUUGUUGCAUUUAUUCUCAUGAUUUUAUAUGCCAUUCUUUGCUGUUGAAUCUUACAUAUAAGUCCAAACUUUUCCACUCAAUUCGAAAUCCAGA